This is a messenger RNA of Lachancea meyersii CBS 8951, 2046 nucleotides long. The record is from the annotation of a GenBank genome assembly. Lineage: Eukaryota; Fungi; Ascomycota; Saccharomycetes; Saccharomycetales; Saccharomycetaceae.
AUGCCAAAUCACACCGUUGUGCACGAAGCACAGAAUGUCAAACCUCGUGAACCCCCUCACCACUUCUUCAAAUCGCAACCUCGCCAGGGUCACGUCACAGACAUGGACCAGUACCGCGAAAUGUACCAGCAGUCCAUUGAGGACCCAGCAGGCUUUUUCGGCCCCAUGGCUCGCGAACAUCUCCACUGGGACCGUCCCUUCACGCAAGUGCGUGCCGGUUCCCUGCAACACGGCGACGCAGCGUGGUUUCUAAACGGUGAAUUGAACGCGGCCUACAACUGUGUCGACAGACACGCGUUUGCCAACCCAUCCAAGCCUGCGUUGAUCUACGAGGCCGACGACGAAAGCGAAAACCGCGUCAUCACGUUUGGAGAACUGCUACGUCAAGUCUCCGAGGUGGCCGGCGUGCUCAAGAGCUGGGGCGUCAAGAAGGGCGACACCGUCGCCGUGUACUUGCCCAUGAUCGCAGAGGCCGUGGUGGCGAUGCUGGCCGUGGCCAGACUCGGUGCCAUCCACUCGGUCAUUUUCGCCGGUUUCUCCGCAGGCUCUUUGAAAGAGCGUGUGGUCGACGCCGGCUGCAAAGUCGUGAUUACCUGCGACGAGGGCCGUAGAGGCGGCAAGACCGUCCACACCAAGAAAAUCGUCGACGAAGGUUUGGCCGGCGUCGAUCUCGUUGCCAAGAUCCUGGUUUUCCAAAGAACUGGCUCCGCAGGCAUCCCCAUGAAGCCCGGUCGCGAUUUUUGGUGGCACGAGGAAACCGCCAAACACGGCGGUUACUUGCCCCCCACCCCUGUCAACUCCGAGGAUCCUUUGUUCCUGCUGUACACUUCAGGUUCCACCGGGUCCCCCAAGGGUGUGGUUCACACCACUGCAGGUUAUCUACUAGGUGCGGCUUUGACCACCAAAUACGUGUUUGACAUCCAUCCAGAAGACGUGCUGUUCACUGCAGGUGAUGUUGGUUGGAUCACCGGCCAUACCUACGCACUUUACGGACCUUUGGCACUCGGUACUGCCACCAUCAUUUUCGAGUCCACCCCGGCGUACCCAGACUACGGUAGAUACUGGAGAAUCAUUGAGCGUCACAAGGCUACGCAUUUCUAUGUGGCUCCAACUGCUUUGAGACUAAUCAAGCGUGUUGGCGAAUCUGAAAUUGCCAAGUACGACACUUCGUCUCUAAGAGUGCUUGGUUCCGUGGGUGAACCAAUCUCUCCAGACCUAUGGGAAUGGUAUCACGACAAAGUCGGUAACAAGAACUGUGUUAUUUGCGACACCAUGUGGCAGACUGAGUCCGGUUCUCACCUGAUUGCACCUCUAGCGGGUGCCGUGCACACCAAACCUGGUUCUGCCACAGUCCCAUUCUUUGGAGUCAAUGCCUGUUUGAUUGACCCAGUUUCGGGUGAAGAAUUGAAAGGCAACGACGUUGAAGGUGUCCUAGCCGUCAAGGACUCUUGGCCAUCCAUGGCCAGAUCCGUAUGGAACAAUCACGCUCGUUACAUCGAGACCUACUUGAAACCUUACCCUGGGUUUUACUUCACCGGUGACGGUGCUGGCAGAGACCACGAUGGCUACUACUGGAUCAGAGGCAGAGUUGACGAUGUCGUUAACGUUUCCGGUCACAGACUUUCCACUGCAGAGAUCGAGGCUGCUUUGGUAGAACACGACGGCGUAUCCGAAUCCGCUGUCGUUGGUAUCACCGACGAGUUGACUGGUCAAGCUGUUAUUGCGUUUGUGUCUUUGAAAGACGGCUAUUUGCAAGAAAAUGCAUCAGCCGGUGAUGUGGCCCAUAUUACUCCAGACAAUUUACGUCGUGAAUUGAUCCUACAAGUUAGAGGCGAGAUCGGACCCUUUGCGGCUCCUAAAUCGGUCGUUGUCGUCAACGAUUUGCCAAAAACCAGAUCCGGUAAAAUCAUGAGAAGAGUCUUGAGAAAAGUGGCCUCCAAUGAAGCCGACCAACUUGGCGAUAUGUCUACUUUGGCCAAUGCUGAUUGCGUUCCUUCCAUCAUUUCUGCCGUGGAGAACCAGUUUUUGGCUCAAAAGAAGAAAUAG